CCCUGGACUGUGCUUGGCAAAGUUUCAGUCUCGCCUCCUAACUGCAUCUAGAUGGAUCUACACUACUGAACGGCGGACGGACAUUUUAAGACAGGAGAAAAAUCUUGAUCGUCAUUUUUUUUUCCUGAUUUAUUUUUUUACGUGAGCCAAAUUGCGCAGGGAGAAUGGAGCCGGCACCAAGCAGCACCACCACCCAACCACCCCAAACCCAGCACGAACCCAUUAGCUUUGGGAUUGAUCAGAUACUGAGUGGUUCUGACCCAGAGAACUCCACGCAACAGCCCAACACCAGGGAUUCGGAUACUAUUGCCAGCAGUUACCACCUGGGCAGCCCCGCAAGCACCACUACUGCCCCUUACUCCUUGCCUGGCCAGUUCCCUGGCAUCGGCUCGCCCUUCGAGGACUCUGGAUGCUACAGUGUGAAUCUGAGCCUGGCCCCGGCCGGCGUGAUUCGGGUGCCAGCUCACAGACCCAUACCCGGCGCAGUGCCACCCCCUAUCACGAGUGCCAUGCCAACCGUCCCGGGGUUCGGCAGCCUCAAUUUCCCUUGGAUGGAGAGCACACGGCGGUUCGCAAAGGACAGAUUCACUGCGGCUCUAACGCCCUUCACUGUGUCCCGGCGGAUCGGACAUCCCUAUCAGAACCGGACCCCACCCAAGAGAAAGAAACCGCGGACCUCGUUCUCCCGGGUGCAGAUCUGCGAGUUGGAAAAGCGCUUCCAUCGGCAGAAGUACCUGGCCUCGGCCGAGAGGGCGGCGCUUGCCAAGUCCCUCAAAAUGACCGACGCGCAGGUUAAAACAUGGUUUCAGAACAGAAGGACGAAAUGGAGGAGACAGACAGCGGAGGAGCGGGAGGCAGAGAGGCAGCAGGCAAACAGAUUGAUGAUCCAGCUGCAGCAUGAUGCCUUCCAGAAGUCCCUGAGUGACUCCAUCCAGCCAGACCCGCUGUGCAUCCACAACUCCUCGCUGUUCGCCCUGCAAAACCUGCAGCCCUGGGCAGACGAGAACGGCAAGCUGCAGCCCGUCACAUCACUGGUGUGAGAGACGCCCCUCUGCACAGACUCAGAAACAAAAACAAAAACUUAAAAAAAAUAGAAAAAAAAAUAUGUUGGUUUGUUUUUAUAAAUAAAACAAUUUAAAAAACUGCAUGAUUUCAAUGCAACCAAGACUUAUAAUCCAACCAAUGACAACCCCCUCCCUCCCACCUGUACCCAAAAUGGGCCUCCGUAGAUGGAUCCCCUGAACCCACACAUUCUCACUCCGAUUGCCAACACUGGAAGACUGCAACCCCAUUGAAAGCACCGUGACCUGCUCAUCACAUUUCCUCCACUCAUCUCAAUACAGGUUUUUAGAAGCACUGUUCAAACUAAACCUGGUUUUACUGCGGGCCCUCGCAAGCACUCCCUGUGCAGCAAAGGAGACAGCGUUGACCAGGGAGGAGAGGAGAGGGGAGGGGGGUGCAAAGAGAUGUACCUGGAUGGUUUCCUCCUUCUUUUCUCCUUAGGAAAGGAUUCCCCUGACGAGCACAACAGCCGAGCUGCAGCAUCUCGUUUAAAACCUGGGUGUGGAUUCUAACACUUUAACAGCCAAGAAGGACUGUCUGUAAAUUAAACAAAUAAAUCUGUGGUUUGACUGCAGGGAAAGUAUAUUGGUAGCUAGGACAAAUAACUGUGGCUAGGAUGGAUAGACUGUUCUUUGAAAGCAGGUUAGCUUCCCACGUCUGGAACUAGUUAAACAAGUCAACACUAUUUCUGGUAUGGUGCAGAAUUCAAGUCUUGAUCAAGUGUACUACAUUGUGUGCAUGUUGUUUAAGAUUAUUGUGACUACAUUGGAACCGCAGUUCAACAUCACUGAACUGCACUGGAAACCAUGUUGAGACCAAUGGCAAUAUUAUAGCAAUGUCACUGUGUGUGCAUUGUAACUACAAUUUUGACUCACUAGAAAUAUACAGAUAAUAGACAGCUAAAGUGCAGUCUAUCUACACUGCAGAUAUUUGUCCAGCCUCAGUUUAAAAAACUGUUUUUUUGUCCUUAUUAUUAUUAUUAUUAUUAUUAUUAUUAUUAUUAUUAUUAUUAUUAUUAUUAUUAUGUAUUUAUUGGAACUGAUAGGUGUUUAAGUUUCAGAUGACAUUUUUAUUUAACUUUUUUUUAUUAAAUUGUUACUAUUUGUAUUUAAAAUUUAAGAGAAUUACCAGCCCAUAUCAGUGGGCUCAGUAAACAUGCAGCCUUUCUGUGUUCUUUCCUUUCCUGUCCUUGACCUGGUCACCACAGACUUAAAAGGCCGGAGGUACACCACCAAUUUCUCAUACUGGAACACGUUUAUGGGAAGUUAGAUGUGCCGAAUAUAAAGACAGCGAUAAAAAAAGAAGUCGAAUAUAAGGAAUUAGCAAAUAUUUUUGGGAAAUCACCAUUGGAGGUGAAAGACAAACUGAAGAUAUUUUCCUUCUUCUGGACAAAUACCAAGUCCAGAGGUUCUUCAGGUUGUCUUUUACCUCGGCUGGUCCACACACAAGUUUUCAAAAUGAUUAAAAUUACUAUAGCAGCUGCUUUACUGCAAACAGGCACCAUCUCAAAAUUGUCAAUUUUCCAUUGUGCGUGUGGCACAUUUAGCAACAGCAAUUCAGUUGUCAAUUUUUUGUUGUCAACUAGAAUCGAUAAUAAAAACAAUUAAGUGCUUGUGUAUCUCCGGCCUGGUAAAGGCCUGAUAAAGGCUAGAUCCACCAAAGGAUGUGUGGAGCUCUCACCAUUUAGUGCAUGGCUACUGAGUUACUAUUGACAUAUACUGUACAUUAUAUGCCAAUAGUAACUCAAGGAACAAGGACAGGGAUGAGAAAGACAGUUACAACAGACCAGGUCAGCACAAAGCAUCUGAUACAGCUUUGUAAGAAAUAAAAAAAAAAAAACUUUUUGAGCAAUAGCACUCGUCCUAAAAAGUCACUUUAAAUAUUCCCAGAAGCUCUCGUCUCUCCCGUUCUUCAGCUGCUUAAACUCUCAGGCUUCAAUUCAAUGUUAUUUAUGCUGCCACCUCUGUCAUAAUAGCAGCUUUACAGAAGUACCAAAUAUUAAAACACACUAAAACUGGGAUGAGGAUCUGUUUGUUUUUUUUUGUGGCAAUUUUAAAAAGAACAUAACUGCAACCCUUUAUCCUUUUUGUAGUUCUCCGUAAAGCUGCUACAAUAAAAGCAGUUAGAAAAGUGAGUUAGAAAAUAAAUCUUUUCGAUUUAAGGACACAUAAAAAAAUAAAUAAAAACAACGCUUUAGGGUAUUAUGAAAGCUGAGGGAAGUUCCAGAGGUUUAAAAACUGCUGCUAAGGUUCUCGUUCAGCUGAAACGAAGACGCAAGAGAACCAUAAAGCAUAAAUUUCUGACAAUUUCUUCAAUCAUCUUUAUGUCGACAUGGAUAUGUAGUGAAGUGGACCAUUGUUUUCACUUCAGUUGAUUCAUUAUCAAUUCAUGCAUUUUUUAGUGGCAAUACGAUGUUGCAUUGAUUCAUUUGUGUUUUCCCUGUAGAUUCAUUUGACAGAACUGGUCUCCGAGACCUGUGUUGUCAGCAAUCAGGAUGAUCCCAUGCUUUUACCCCUUAACUUCCAGCCAUGUUUGAAACAGCUGUCUGUGCAAAGUCCAAACCAUGUAAUUUUAAGAACAUGCCAUCAAUCUGCCUCCAGGUUUAUUCCAGCUCAGGACUUUUGGGCGUAAUCAAAAUUAUUUUCAGUCAGGUGGCUGUACGGGGCAGUGUGUCUCCCCCAUGGCCAUAAUGAAAAGAGAAUAGACAUUUAUUAGUCGACAAGGGGUCUCUUUAAAUAAAGAAGUUUUACUUAAAAUAAUAAUGACUUGAAUUAAAUAGAUACAGGUCUUAUAAAACUAUAGUGUUUCUAUGGUGUUGAUUAAAUCCAGACCUUUCCUCAUAAUGUUGCAGGUUAUAAAGCUCUUCCUUUCUCCAGUCUGCCUGGUCCCAGCUGGGGGAUUGUACAGUCAAAAGGAUCAGGGCAGGGCAGCUGUUUGGCACCCUCUGUAGCUUUAGGAAAAAUUGUUUUUCUAUCCUGGACUGUCCUGGGACAAGAGCUUGACCGCUGUCUGAGAGCAAGAUAAAAGAAAUACAGAAAAUCUUUAUUUCAUUUUGACUUUAUUUAAAUUUUAAAAUGUGCAGAGUUUUAAAGUCUUCUCAAUAUGUGGGGUUGUCAUAAAUAAAUGUAUUAUACUUUGUAUUUGAUAAAUAUGUAAAUAAAAAAGUUUUUUUCUUUAAAAAUAAAGAACUUUGUGCCAUUUUUUUUAGGAUUAAAUAUAAUGUUCUAGCUGAAGACGUGGGACCAGGAGAUCUAGUUAUUUUCUUAGGUACUAAACCCAACCAUGUGCCUGUGUGGACAGUCAGACAGACUGACAUUAGGCUUCAGUUCUUACCUUUUACAGGCUGUCACUCUCUUACCUUUUACAGGCACUA
Acipenser ruthenus (sterlet) is the source of this 4435-nucleotide messenger RNA. Its product is annotated as T-cell leukemia homeobox protein 3-like. Gene Ontology annotation, cellular component: nucleus. Gene Ontology annotation, biological process: regulation of transcription by RNA polymerase II; animal organ development. Gene Ontology annotation, molecular function: RNA polymerase II cis-regulatory region sequence-specific DNA binding; DNA-binding transcription factor activity, RNA polymerase II-specific. The transcript has 3 exons. The coding region runs from base 165 to 1040 and encodes 291 amino acids. The record is from RefSeq and is a predicted model, not a curated record. Lineage: Eukaryota; Metazoa; Chordata; Actinopteri; Acipenseriformes; Acipenseridae.